AUGGGAAAUGCGAGGUUUGGAGAAGUUCCUUACCUGAAAAUCCACUCGCUCCUAUCUCACCUGACCUAUCGACUCAGGUCAGGGGAGAUCUGUGUAGCGCAGUGGAUUCCCAUGAAUCUGUCCAAGGCUGCGGUGUUGGAGGUAAGGAGGAAUUGCUGUAAGUUUAAAGGUCCAGCCGCUUUGAGCAGCCAGUGGGAAGAGAAGUUUAUAAGACUCCCGCCUGUCCUAACUGGCUGGAAAGUCUGUGAUGUUAAAAUAAUGUUGGGCUGGAGCAGCAUUGAGUUGGUUGAACGAGGCUCUGCACAGUUGGGCUCCCAGUGCAGGGCCUUUAGCCGCAGCAUGUCAGCUAACACUGAGCUCACGGUUCCUCCACCCCAGACCCUCCUGCAACCUCUCGUUGUCCCAAAAAAACUACUGCUGGGACCAGGCCCCUCAAAUAUCUCCUCCCGGGUCCAAGAGGCAGGGGGCAAGCAGGUGAUUGGACAUAUGCAUACCGAAAUGUUUGAGAUUAUGAAUGAGAUAAAGGCUGGAAUACAGUAUGCCUUUCAAACCACAAACAAUUUGACGCUGGCAAUCAGUGGCUCUGGGCACGCAGCUAUGGAAGCAGCCUUAGUUAAUGUGGUGGAGCCAGGAGAUGUGGUGUUAAUCGGAAUUCAUGGUGUGUGGGGUGAAAGGGCAGCAGACAUCGCUGAGAGAAUUGGCGGAGAUGUCAGGAGAUUUGUAAAACCUCCCGGGGAAAAUUUCACCUUGCAAGAAAUCGAGCAGGCUCUAGUGCAGCACAAGCCCAUUCUGUUCUUCAUCACACAUGGGGAAUCCUCCUCGGGCGUGGUUCAGAAGAUGGACGGGAUAGGACCUCUCUGUCACAAGCAUAACUGUUUGCUGCUGGUUGAUUCUGUUGCCUCUCUGGGAGGGGUCCCUCUCUAUAUGGAUAAGCAGGGUAUUGACAUCCUUUACUCGGGAUCCCAGAAAGUCCUCAACUGCCCUCCUGGAACAGCGCCGCUCUCCUUCAAUGACAAAGCCUGCCAGAAAAUAUUUAAUCGAAAGAAGAAGCCAACUUCACUGUACCUUGACAUGGGUUGGCUCUCAAACGUCUGGGGCUGUGACGGGAGCCCAAGAAAAUACCACCAUACAACACCCAUCACUGGUCUUUUCGCAUUGAGAGAGGCGCUUGCAAUUCUUGCAGAAGAAGGUCUUGAGAAAAACUGGAAGCUUCACCAGGAGAAUGCUGAGUACCUACACAAAGGCUUAGAGGACUUGGGAUUAAAACUCUUUGUAAAGGACAAGGCCAUAAGACUCCCCACAGUUACAACAGUUGCGGUACCAGAAGGUUAUGAAUGGAAAGACAUCACUGAUUUUAUCAUGAAGAACUAUCAGAUUGAAAUCACUGGGGGACUGGGUCCCACUAUUGGAAAGGUUUUGCGGAUUGGAUUAAUGGGCAUCAACUGCACAAAAGCCAACGCGGAUCUUGUGCUUGGAGCUUUGAAAGAUGCCCUUAAGCACUGCAAGAAAAGCAAGCACUGA
This is a messenger RNA of Carcharodon carcharias (great white shark), 1521 nucleotides long. RefSeq names its product serine--pyruvate aminotransferase, mitochondrial-like. Gene Ontology annotation, molecular function: L-alanine:glyoxylate transaminase activity; L-serine:pyruvate transaminase activity. The record is from RefSeq and is a predicted model, not a curated record. Bases 1 to 1521 code for a protein of 506 amino acids. Lineage: Eukaryota; Metazoa; Chordata; Chondrichthyes; Lamniformes; Lamnidae. The transcript has 14 exons. Gene Ontology annotation, cellular component: peroxisome.